Messenger RNA from Hymenoscyphus albidus, 4320 nucleotides. NCBI's taxonomy places the organism in Eukaryota, Fungi, Ascomycota, Leotiomycetes, Helotiales, Helotiaceae. The record is from the annotation of a GenBank genome assembly.
CGCCGUUUCCGUGUUACUUUUGCUUCCUCUACCCUCAUUCUGACAUUUGACUUCGAUUCGACUUCCUGAAUUUUCACAAUGGCUGAAAAUACAGUGCCGGAAACGCUGAGACUCGAGCUCCUUGACAUCGAGCCUCAGGUCGAUUUAUACAUCAUAAAGUAUAAUGAUCGUCCCUAUAUUCACGUCUUGGUUGCUUGGGCAAUUUUAUCCGCUACCUAUUCUGCAGAUGAUGAAGCAUCCAUCAAUUUCCUAGAACACAGCCAGGAAAAAGAUGUUCUUCACCUUCGAUUCCACCUUGAUGACGAACAUACCAUCGAGGAGCUCUAUAAACGAGUUCAAGAGGAGUUGAAUGACGGCGUAAGGCAAUCCGAAGACUCGGAAACGCCCAAUGGAGGUAUUCCAAAAGCUCUCAUCACAACCAGUCUCGAUUCCGAGGUCUGCAAGUUUCUGGAUGAAUCUACUUAUGAUCUGGCCAUAGCCCCGGGCUUUAUCGCACGCGAAGAUGGCAAAAAUGUGUUUCGCCUAAAAGUCUGUUCAAAGUCUUCACUGACCAAGUCCGAACUGGAUCUCAUUCUGACCCGAUUGGACAACCUCUUUACUCAACUUUAUGGCUCGAUGCAUGAAAAGAUUCAGAAGUUGGACUCCUUAAUUGCAUCGGACAAGACUGAUAUUGCCGCAUUGAACGAGGGCAUGCCACCAGCAGAACACGUCUUCGCCCAUGAGGUAAGUAUUCGAUUCUUAGGGGUAGAAGCAUUCCUCUGUCCGCUCUCAGAGCGGAGAUCCUUUUCAUAUCCUCCGACAAUCAUCUUCAUUCUUGAUUCAUUCUCUUUGACAAACCAGAAAUAUACUAACGCCAAGGUCUGCGUAGCUCGUCGCUCAACAGGCGAGAAUAACUCCCAACAAUGAAGCUGUUUGUGCAUGGGAUGGAAGCCUUACAUACGAGGAGCUUGACAAAAAGGCAGUCUGUGUUGCAAACUACCUCGUCCAGCGCGGCGUUACUGUCGGAAGCUGGGUUCCUCUGUUAUUUGAAAAGUCCAAAUGGCAUAUUGUCUCAAUGUUGGCAGUAAGAACUCAUCCAAUGCCUCUAGUUUGUGGAAAAUAAACUAAAGAUAAAUUGCAGGUAUUAAAAACUGGUGCCGCCUUCGUUGCAUUGGACGUUACCAUGCCAGUUGGUCGCAUUGCAAACAUUUUGAAGCAACUUGACAAUAUACCAAUGGCUUUGGCCUCAUCAAGCCAAUGUCAGAAGUUCCAAGGAAUCGUGGACUCAGUCGUUGUAUUCAAAGAGAACUUGACAAUGCUAGAGAGAUCCAAUCAUCUUCUGCCAGCCACUGGAGUUGAGGGUGGAAUUCAAUCCGACCAGCUUGCUUAUGUUAUCUUUACAUCUGGCUCAACAGGUAAGGUACCCUUAAAGUGGACUCUGAGGCAUAGAUCCAAAUCUUUCAGGGAAUAUGGCUACAUUCAAGUACUUAUGCUAAUUUCUGGCAAGGCAUUCCAAAAGGUGCGGUGAUCGAACAUAGUAAUCUAACCACAAGCAUCAAAGCACUUAACGCGGAAAUUAAUGCCACUUCCGAUAUGCGCUCCUUUCAGGUGACCAUGUUGAAUCUCGACUUCUGUAUUUCCGAGAUCUUCUGCCCAUUAUUCUGUGGAGGCUGCGUCUGCAUUCCUUCUGAGUGGUCUCGAUUCAACGACAUACCGGGGGCGGUUGAUUCUUUGAACGCAAAUUUCAUGAGUCUUUCACCUACCCUUCUUUCAACAAUGGCAAUCGCAGAUUUUCCGAAGCUGAAAAGCGUCUUACUGGCAGGAGAGCGUGUAUGGAAAGAUCUCACAGACCCGUGGAUGGAGGCCGGGAAGAGGGUGUUGCACAUGUAUGGACCCACGGAGUGUACUGUUGGCUGCUGCUUCCUGGACCCAGAUGUAAAACCACAUUAUACUGGCCUCAUCGGAAAUCCGUAUGCCAGCAAGUUCUGGAUUGUUCACCCCCAAAAUAGUGACAAACUGCAGCCAAUAGGGGCGCCAGGUGAAAUUCUGAUUGAAGGGCCAACGGUAGGCAGAUGUUAUCUUGGGGAUGAGAAAAAGACAAAAGAAAUCUUUAUCCCUCCUCCCGCAUGGUUCUCGAGUAUCUGUCAACGGAGGCCUGUUCGAUUUUAUAAAACAGGGGAUCUUGGCAGAUUGACCAGGGCUGGUGAUUAUGAGAUUGUCGGCCGCAAAGAUAGUCAGGUAAAGAUCAGAGGGUGGCGAAUUGAGAUUUUGGAGAUUGAACAUCAAAUACGCUUAGCGAGUGGAUUGGGCACAGCGGUCGAGGUACGCAAUCCAACAUUGAUUCCCGGACAAGAGCAGCUGGUUGCGUUCUUAGAAUUUCAGAAACAUCGGGACCACGAAGGUACUACGGCAGAUGUAGACGUUCUUUGGGAAAAGCUUGCAUCCGAUGAGACUGAAUUUUCGAAGAUGAUUGUUCAGAUGGAAACCAAAUUGCGCGAAGUACUGCCCGAUUACAUGAUUCCCGCGGCCUUUAUACCAAUUCGGACCUUCCCCAUGACCAAUAUCUUCAAGCUGAAUCGAAGAAAACUCAAGGAAACGGCCAAUUCUCUGGACCUUGCCUCGAUUCGAAGCUCAAGACAUGGAACUCGGGAAGAUCAAGCGGACCGACCCUUAUCAGAAGACGAAAAGAAACUUCUUGAGAUUUUGAAUGAGGCACUUCACCUUCCUAUGAACACCAUCGGAGUCUUUGAUGACUUUUUCAGAGCAGGAGGAGAUUCUUUAAAGGCCAUGGCAGUAGUAGCAGCAGCUCGUCGUAAUGGCAUGAAUAUCUCUGUGGCCAAUCUAUAUCAAUUUCGAAAUGUUCAGGCCCUGGCGCAAAACAUCGGCGAAGAAGAUUUCGACGGAGUUCAAGAUGAACCUUUCUCCCUGCUUGAUGGUUCAACCGCCGCGCAAAUUCUGGAAGUUGCUGCUGAGCAAUGCCAAAUUGCAUCUAGGAUCAUCGAAGAUAUCAUGCCGCUCACUGAUAUGCAGAAGUGGUACAUUGAGCAUGAUCAAAUGCGUCAGUUCCGCUGCUGGAUAAGUACAGCCUCAUUUGAAAUGCCUGCGGAUGUUGGGGUUGAGCAAAUUCAGAGCCUUUGGGGACAAUUGAUGGCCCGCCACCCAAUCACGAGAACGCGGUUUGUGAAUACCCCAUUUGGUGUUUUCCAAGUCGUUUUGAAGUCUGAAAGCGUGAUCUGGGAGAAGUCCUCUGAUGUCGCAACUCUGUUGGAAGACCUGGAGGGAGAUAUCCGUGGGCUGGGAUUCCCUUCUCAUGCAAGCGGUCUUCUUAUCAACAGAGACCAAAAACCUUCCCAUUUAAUCUGGUACGCCAGCCAUGGGCUACUGGAUCAGUUGAUGCUUGAACUCCUUAGCGAAGAGCUUAACAUCUUGUACAAGUCUGGAAGCUCAGGUCUCCGUAGUAGACCACCAUUCAAGCGCAUCGUCCAACACCGAAAUGCUUCUGACAAGAGUGAAUCGCAUAAAUUCUGGCAGUCACACUUUAAAGGCGCAAAUUUCAAGGCUUUAUUCAAAGAAAACCAAACGAUAGAUUCGCUGGCAGACCGCAGGUUGUCCAACGAAACCGAAUUGACUAUUCCCGAAUGGCUCAAGGUAUCAGAGUAUACAGUUUCCAUGACUGCACUUGCAUUGACGUUGGCAAAAAUCACGGGCAACGAGGACAUCGCCUUCAUGCUGGCCCGCACUGGCCGUGUAGGAGGAAUGGUGGGAAGCGAAAAUGUAGCCGGUCCAUUGAUUACGAGAGCACCUCUACGUAUCUCUGUCAAGCGAGAUCAGAGCAUCGCAGACUUACUCCGUAGUGCUGACAGCGACUUUCUAGAGUCCGGUAAACACGAGAUUGUCGAUGUGAACGACUUCUUGAGCUCCUCCCCGGAAGCUGCUGCGCAUCUGAAGCAUGCACUCUGGGUAAAUUUCAGACCACCCACUGGAGGCUUGACUCUUGGUCGGGAUAACCUGUUUACCCUGAACAGCGAUUUUCGAGAUGGAAUGGCUGAGCGAGAUCAGAUCAUUAGUAUUUUCGGGCAGAUCUAUCAAGGAAAGCUGAAAAUGGAUGUUAUUUGGGAAGACAAAUCGAUUCCUCAUGGUGCUAGUGAGAAGUUGUUGGAAGGGUGGCAAGCGAUGGUACAAUUACUUGGUAGAAGCGAGCCGAGUUUGAGUGUUGGCAAGGUUCUAAAUGGCUGAAGUGGAGGAAGCAAAGCCACUCUGUGUCUUAAAUGAAGAUCAAACCAGUACUUAAUAUCAAGAUAGCGUUUCAUAGUCGAUUGCUAAGUAGCCAAACAUCGUAUG